GCGGGGCGGAGAGCGGACGGAGCAGGCGCCGAGGCUGGCAGCCGGGCCGGCGGGGGGCGGCGCCAGGCGGCGGGUCCUUAGUCAAGUGACGCCGAGCGGCUGUCCUAGGCGCAGACUGCGGAGCCGCGAGGCUGGAGGGUGGUCAUGCCGGGGGUUCUGGGUCGCAUCUUCUCUCUGCUGCUGGCGCCGCUGCUUCUGUGCUCUGCGAGCGACUCGCGCAAUGCCUCCCAGAAGACGUUCGAGAUUGACUACAGCCGGGACCGCUUCCUCAAGGAUGGCCAGCCGUUCCGCUACAUCUCAGGAAGUAUUCACUACUCCCGCGUGCCCCGCUUCUACUGGAAGGAUCGGCUGCUGAAGAUGAAGAUGGCUGGACUGAACGCCAUCCAGACGUAUGUGCCCUGGAACUUUCACGAGCCCCAGCCGGGGAAGUACCAGUUCACUGAGGACCAUGACGUGGAGUACUUUAUCCAGCUGGCUCACGAACUGGGCCUGCUGGUUAUCCUGAGGCCUGGGCCCUACAUCUGUGCGGAGUGGGACAUGGGAGGAUUACCUGCUUGGCUGUUAGAGAAAGAAUCUAUUGUUCUUCGCUCCUCUGACCCAGAUUACCUUGCAGCUGUGGAAAAGUGGUUGGGAGUUAUUCUGCCCAAAAUGAAGCCUUUCCUUUAUCAGAACGGAGGGCCGAUUAUAACCGUGCAGGUUGAAAAUGAAUAUGGCAGCUACAUCACCUGCGAUCCUAACUACAUGCGUUUCCUGCUGAAGCGUUUCCGCUACUACCUGGGUGACGACGUGGUUCUGUUCACCACUGACGGGGCACAGGAUUAUUUCCUACAGCGUGGGGGCCUGCAGGGCCUCUACGCCACAGUGGACUUUGGAACAGGCGCCAACAUCACAGCUGCUUUCCUAACCCAGAGGAAGAGUGAGCCCAAAGGACCCUUGAUCAAUUCUGAAUUCUACACUGGCUGGUUAGACCACUGGGGCGAACCUCACUCGACAGUCAAGGCUGAAGACGUGGCUUCCACCCUCUAUGAUAUACUUGCCCGUGGGGCAAAUGUGAACUUGUACAUGUUUAUGGGUGGGACCAAUUUUGCCUAUUGGAAUGGGGCCAACACACCCUAUGCAGCACAGCCCACCAGCUACGACUAUGAUGCCCCCCUGAGCGAGGCUGGGGACCUUACUGAGAAGUAUUUUGUUCUGCGAAAGGUUAUCCAGAAGUUUAAAGAAGUACCAGAAGGUCCUAUCCCUCCAUCCACACCAAAGUUUGCAUAUGGAAAAGUUGCUUUAAAAAAGUUAAAGACGGUGGAGGCAGCUCUGGACAUUCUGUGUCCCGCUGGACCCGUAAAAAGCCUUUAUCCCCUGACAUUUAUCCAGGUGAAACAGUAUUUUGGGUUUGUGCUGUACCGGACAACACUUCCUCAAGACUGCAGCAGCCCAACACCUCUCUCUUCGUCCCGCAAUGGAGUCCAUGAUCGGGCCUAUGUCUCUGUGGAUGGGGUUCCCCAGGGAAUCCUUGAGCGAAAUGGGGUGAACACUCUGAACAUAAUGGGGAAGGCUGGGGCCACUCUGGACCUUCUGGUGGAGAACAUGGGACGUGUGAACUAUGGCAGAUUUAUCAACGAUUCUAAGGGCUUGAUUUCUAACCUGACCCUCAACUCCAGUAUCCUCACGGGCUGGGCCAUCUUCCCGCUGGACACCGAGGAUGCAGUGCACAGCCGCCUGGGGGACUGGGGUGGCCAGGACGGCAGCUUCGAUGGUAAAGCCCACGGCUCAUCUAACUACACGCUCCCAGCCUUCUAUGUGGGGAACUUCUCCAUUUUCAGUGGGAUCCCAGAUUUGCCUCAGGACACCUUUAUCCAGUUUCCUGGAUGGACCAAGGGUCAGGUGUGGAUUAAUGGCUUUAACCUUGGCCGCUAUUGGCCAGCACGGGGCCCCCAGAUGACCUUGUUUGUGCCACGACACAUCCUGACAACCUCAGCCCCAAAUACUGUCAUAGUGCUGGAACUGGAACAUGCGCCCUGCAGCGACAAUGACCCAAAACCGUGUGCUGUGGAGUUUGUGGACAGACCAGUUAUCAGUGCAGCUGUGACCUACAAUCGUCCUUCCAAGCGUGGUUAGUCAAGACUCAUGGCUGGGCCAUGUGUGGUGACUGUAGCCAGUGAUUUGGGGGGUUCUAGCCCUGCACAUACCUCACAGACCCUCCCUGUCAUGCCAACAUUCACUAGAGAGUUAGAUUGGAAAAUGAAUGUGUUGUGUGUGUUUUUGCCUGAGGUUUCCCUGCAGCCCUGCAAUGCCUAAUCCCUGUCCUCAAGGGCCACCUUGGGUGUGUCAGGGAGCUGACAGCACAGUAAUGCCCAGACGUAUCUGCAGAGUUGGAAGCUUUACAGGCGUUCUUGAUUUUUUUGUUUGGAAGAAUCAUGUUGUCUUUUUGUUAAAUAAAAUUUGUACUGAAA
This is a messenger RNA of Lemur catta (Ring-tailed lemur), 2447 nucleotides long. RefSeq names its product galactosidase beta 1 (gene GLB1). The coding region runs from base 145 to 2112 and encodes 655 amino acids. The transcript is spliced from 16 exons. Gene Ontology annotation, cellular component: vacuole. Gene Ontology annotation, biological process: carbohydrate metabolic process. NCBI's taxonomy places the organism in Eukaryota, Metazoa, Chordata, Mammalia, Primates, Lemuridae. The record is from RefSeq and is a predicted model, not a curated record. Gene Ontology annotation, molecular function: beta-galactosidase activity.